This is a messenger RNA of Erpetoichthys calabaricus (reedfish), 1559 nucleotides long. Its product is annotated as ciliary neurotrophic factor-like. The transcript is spliced from 2 exons. The record is from RefSeq and is a predicted model, not a curated record. Gene Ontology annotation, biological process: ciliary neurotrophic factor-mediated signaling pathway; negative regulation of neuron apoptotic process. Gene Ontology annotation, molecular function: ciliary neurotrophic factor receptor binding. Lineage: Eukaryota; Metazoa; Chordata; Cladistia; Polypteriformes; Polypteridae. The coding region runs from base 162 to 788 and encodes 208 amino acids.
ACGGUCACUCCCAGUCCAUCGGGAUUCCGCCGAUCCAGGAUUUGACCGUGACGUACGUCUGCUACCUUGCGUGGGACAGGCACGCGCCUCGUCAGUGCGCGUCUCCGCUGCCACGCUCGUGCCCGCAGAACCUAUCUGAGUCUAACCAGGGACGCAAGGCUAUGGCUACCGGCUUCUCUGACAGUGAACAGGCGCGGCGGGACCACCUCUCCAAAGCGACUUCGCUGGCCAGAAAAGUGCACAAGGAUGCCAAAGAAAUGCAAGAAAUAUACAGACAGAAGCAAGGCCUAAGUGAGGAAUUCAGUUAUGAUGAGGUGGAUGGAAUCCCGUCUUCUGGAGUUUCGAAGUGGAAUGAGCUGUCAGAUGAGGAGAGGCUGCGGGCGAAUGCCAGUGCCUUUCAUUCAUUGCAUUGCUUCCUGGGCAUCGUGCUGAAAGAGCAGCGAGAAGACCUGACCCCCGAAGAUGGCGAGUUCCAUGAGGCACUUCUCUCCCUGCUGGCUCAAGUGGAGACCUUGGCGGAAUCCACAAAGCAGCUCCUCCUCAUGUUUGGUCACGUUCCACCCAGUAAUGGGAUCAGCAGUCCAGAGCAGGACCUCACGUACUUCAAGAAGAAGCUGCGGGGCUACAAGGUGCUGCUGGAGCUCUCGACGUGGGCGCUCAGAGCCACGAGGGAUUUCACCAAACUUCAGAAGCAAUCCACGAGAAUCACAUCCACGAUGGCUGCCCCGGCGAUGCGCUCUGCAUCCAGGCAGAAAAAUCAGAAGAAGAGGGGAGGCUAUGGCAGGUGAUCCUCCUGUGGAGGUCCUCUGAGGUUCAUUAUUUUUGACGUUCCCGUGACUUGACAAACUAACUUUUUGCUCUUUGUGAGGUGUGAACUGUGUGUGGCAACGAGCAAAAAAUAGCAGCUAUAAACCGAGCAUCUAAUCAGCAAGCUGUUACUGCGCACCCAGGAAGGUCUAAAUAUUAUAAGUAAUUAUUAUUAAUUUUUACUCCUGGGCUUGACGUGAAUGUUUUUUUUUUCUUAAAUAUAUUCUUAUGCUAUGGUUGAAUAUACUUUAACCACCUGUGUCUCUCGAUUAGGAUGAAUAGUCAAACACACUGUUACUUGUUCAAAUGUCUUUUAUUGGUUACAGUGUGCGCUGACUUAUGCUGCAUUCCAUUUACCUCGGAGCUGGGAAUGACGCCACUCCCGAGCUAAUCACGUUCCGGUAAAACAUUCAGAAAACCAAAAUGGACGCCUUCAGGAAAAUCUUUGUUGUGCUCCCUCCAUCGGAAUAAAUAGCAGAUGAUAACAACGUAUUGGGUGGCACAUCCAAACACCGUAUUAGCAUGUCCACCGAUGUGUGUACGACUGAUUUAAUAGAUAGAUAGAUAGAUAGAUAGAUAGAUACUUUAUUAAUCCCAAGGGGAAAUUUACAUACUCCAGCAGCAGCAUACUGAUACAAAAAACAAUAUUAAAUUAAAGAUUGAUAAUAAUGCAGGUAAAAACAGACAAUAACUUUGUAUGAUGUUAACGUUUACCCCCCCCAGGUGGAAUUGAAGAGUCGCAUAGUUUGGGG